UUUGGAAGUUCCAUCGGCCGCCCCUUCGUCAUUUCGAAUUCAAAUCUCUCUCUCUCUCUUUCUCUCCGCCUUCGCUUCGCCAUGGGUGGAUCUCACAGCCGUGAGGGCUUGGAGCUUUCCGAGUCCGAGGAAGAAGAAGAAGUAGAGGGAGGAGAAGAACGAGAAGUGGAUGAAGAAGGUGGAGGAGAACAAUUUGAUCGAAGCCGCGGCGUGCAUCGAUCCGGUGAAACCCUAGCCCCCUCCGCCUCCCUUGAGGAGGUAGAUCGGAAGCUUCAAUCGCUGAAGCUCAAGUACUCGAAGCCUAUCUCUUCGUCUCCCUCCUACAACCCUAGCUCUAAUAAUGGCGUCAAGUUGUACCUCCAUAUUGGCGGCCACUCCCCGGCCGCCCGUUGGGUCGUCUCUGACAAACUCACUUCCUAUGCGUUCUUCCGUCCUUCUAACUCCGACGACUCCGAUGGGGACGAGGAGAUCCCGUCCUCGUCGCCUUGGUUCUUGCGGAUCGGCAGCAAGGUCCGUGCCAGGGUCGCCCCGGAGCUCCAGCUUAAGACUUUUUGUGACCAGCGUCGAGUGGAUUUUGUCGCUGAUGGGGUGUGGGCCAUUAAGUUCUUCACCCCCGAAGCGUACCGGGGGUUCCAGGAACAAUACCAAAGUUGCCUCUUUGAGAACACCUAUGGCUUCGAGGCGACCGAGCAGAACAAGGUGAAGGUGUUUGGGAAGGAUUUCAUGGCGUGGGCGCAGCCGGAGGUGGAAGAGGACAGUAUUUGGGUGGAUGCGGAGGAAAGCUGUGAGAAGAGUCCAGGAUUGGCCACCCCGAGCAGGGUAAACGAGGACCUGAUGAACGAGUUUGAGGAGGAGGCAGAUGAAGGUGGCAUACAGAGCCUUGCGCUGGGAGCGCUGGACAAUAGUUUCUUGGUGGGUAAUUCUGGAAUACAGGUUCUAAGGAACUUUAGCCAUGGGGUUCAUGGGAAGGGGGUUUCAGUGAAGAUUUCUGGGAAUGGAAACCAAAGGGACAGGUAUUCGACUCCAAAGAAGGCACUUUUGAUGAGGGCGGAAACCAAUAUGUUGUUAAUGAGCCCAGCACAAGCUGGGAAACCCCAUGCGUCCGGGGUUCAUCAACUGGACAUUGAGACUGGAAAGAUUGUUUCUGAGUGGAAGUUUGAGAAGGAUGGAACUGAUAUUACCAUGCGAGAUAUCACAAAUGACUCCAAGGGUGCUCAAUUGGACCCAUCAGAGUCAACCUUCUUGGGCCUAGAUGACAAUCGUCUUUGCCGUUGGGAUAUGAGAGACCGCAGAGGGAUAGUUCAGAACCUUGCAAAUGCAAUGGAAACCCCAGUGUUGGAUUGGACACAAGGUCACCAGUUCUCUAGGGGUACAAAUUUCCAAUGUUUUGCUUCCACUGGUGAUGGUUCAAUUGUUGUUGGGUCUCUGGAUGGGAAGAUACGUCUCUAUUCAAAAAGUUCUAUGCGGAUGGCAAAGACGGCAUUCCCUGGACUUGGAUCACCAGUUACUCAUGUUGAUGUCACUUUUGAUGGAAAGUGGAUUUUGGGGACGACAGACACAUAUUUAAUCCUCAUAAGCACAGUUUUCAAGGACAAAGAUGGAAAGGAGAAGACUGGUUUUAGUGGGAGAAUGGGGCAACGAAUUGCUGCUCCAAGGUUACUGAAGCUUACUCCAUUGGACUCACAUCUUGCAGGCUCGAACAAUAAGCUCCACAAGGGUCAAUUUUCAUGGGUGACUGAGCACGGUAAACAGGAGAGGCAUCUAGUUGCAACCGUGGGCAAAUUUGGCGUUGUCUGGAAUUUUCAGCAAGUCAAGGAUAGCAACCACGAAUGCUACAAGAACCAGCAAGGAUUGAAGACCUGUUAUUGCUACAAGAUCGUACCUAAAGAGGAAUCCAUUGUCGACAGCCGCUUCAUGCACGAGAAAUUCGCCAUCAGCAACUCCCCAGAAGCUCCUCUAGUUGUUGCUACCCCAAUGAAAGUAAGCUCGUUCAGUAUCUCGGCUAGAAGUAGGCGCUGAUUGCUUGCCACGGUUGGAAAUGAACUAGUUUGGAUUUUUUUUUUCCCCCCACUGUUUUGGAUAUUUCAUUUCAUGUUGAUUUUCCACUGUAUUUCUGAUUUGGCUCUGACCUUCAGCUAUGUAGACUUGAUCACCUUCUACUGUGUUGAUUACAUAUGAUCUCGUGAA
This is a messenger RNA of Zingiber officinale, 2187 nucleotides long. Its product is annotated as protein CYPRO4-like. Gene Ontology annotation, molecular function: protein binding. The record is from RefSeq and is a predicted model, not a curated record. Gene Ontology annotation, cellular component: cytoplasm; nucleus. Bases 82 to 2019 code for a protein of 645 amino acids. NCBI's taxonomy places the organism in Eukaryota, Viridiplantae, Streptophyta, Magnoliopsida, Zingiberales, Zingiberaceae. The transcript is spliced from 2 exons.